AGUGCCCGUGUGUGUCCGAUUAAUUCCGAAAUUUGUGCAAAACCAUUCGAGCCCGAGCAUGAGUGGGUCCGGCAAAGGAUUACUGGGAUUAUGGCUGUACCACAGCGGCGACCAAGAGUGGGCCGUCAAAGAGGGCAGUCCGCUGCACCGGCGGAAGGAAUUUGCUAAAACGGUCGACCACAGCAACGGCAACGAGCGCUCUGGUUCCGACCGGACGUCGAUCAUUUUCACGCUCAAGAACCAAAUCGGUGGCCUGGCGGGUGCGCUGCGUGUGUUCCAGGAGCUCGGCAUUAACGUGUUACACGUGGAGCUGAAUAAGAGCGGUGAGGCCGGUGACCAUGCCGACGUCCUGGUGGACAUCGAGUGUGACGCAAACCGGCUGGAGCAAGUUUUGCGACUUUUGAAGCGCGAGGUCCAGUCGGUGAACUAUGCGGCCCAGGUUAGCAACGACGGUCCGCCGCCGACGCCACUGUCCGCCUGUGGAAGCUUCGAUUUCGGCGAAAUGCACUGGUUCCCGAGGAAGAUCUCAGACCUGGACCGGGCUCAGAACGUGCUGAUGUAUGGCAGCGAGCUCGACGCCGACCAUCCAGGAUUUAAGGACCCGGUCUAUCGGAAGCGCCGGGAACAGUUUUCGGCCAUCGCCACCUCGUACAAGCAUGGCAAUCCCAUCCCGAGGGUUCAGUACACGCCGGAGGAGAUCAAGACAUGGGGGACGGUGUUCCGUGAGUUACACAAACUCUACGUCAAGCACGCCGUUCCGGAGUAUCUGGAGAACUGGCCGGAGCUGGUGAAGUACUGUGGCUACCGGGAGGACAACUUACCACAGUUGCAGGAUAUCAACGUGUUUCUGAAGCGCAAAACCGGCUUCCAGAUCCGGCCGGUCGCCGGCUACCUGUCGCCCCGCGACUUCCUGUCCGGCCUCGCGUUCCGGGUGUUCCACUGCACGCAGUACAUCCGCCACUCGUCCGACCCGUUCUACACGCCAGAACCCGACUGCUGUCACGAGCUGCUCGGCCACAUGCCGCUCCUGGCCAACUCGAGCUUCGCCCAGUUCUCGCAGGAGAUCGGCCUGGCGUCGCUCGGGGCGUCCGAGGACGACAUCAACCGGCUAGCUACGCUCUACUUCUUCACCGUCGAGUUUGGGCUGUGCCGCCAGCAGGACGGGGGUUUCAAGGUGUUCGGGGCCGGCCUGCUGUCGUCGGUGGCCGAACUGCAGCACGCCAUCACGACGCCGGCUAAGAUUAAGCGGUUUGACCCGGAAGUCACCUGCCAGGAGGAGUGUAUCAUCACGGCGUACCAAAACGCGUACUACUACACCGACUCGUUCGAGGAGGCGAAGGAAAAAAUGAGAGCCUUUGCCGAGAACAUUCAACGCCCGUUCGGGGUGCGGUACAACCCGUACACGCAGACGGUGGAGGUCCUGAGCAACGCCAAGAAAAUCACGGCCGUCGUCAGCGAACUGCGCGGUGACCUGAGCCUCGUGUCGUCCGCCCUGAAGAAAGUGUCCGCCCUCGACGAGAACCUGGACGUGGAGUCGAUCGAAAAGUUGCUCUCGAGUUGCAAUUUACACGUCGCCGAUAAGAGCCCCAACUCGGACGGGUCGGAUGGGGCGGACAAACCUACGACACCAAAUUCAACAUAGAUCGGGUAUGUUUAAUCCGCUACUGUAUUCUAACCCAUGAAGGUGUGCAAAAUGGAUAACGAUAGGGCAGAUUUGUUGAAUAGAUGUUCCUCGGUGAAACCAUACAAUGUGAGCACAAAACAAUCCGAUCCGUUUC
This is a messenger RNA of Anopheles bellator, 1778 nucleotides long. RefSeq names its product tryptophan 5-hydroxylase 1 (gene Trhn). Gene Ontology annotation, cellular component: neuron projection. Bases 59 to 1642 code for a protein of 527 amino acids. The transcript is spliced from 8 exons. Gene Ontology annotation, biological process: serotonin biosynthetic process; aromatic amino acid metabolic process. Gene Ontology annotation, molecular function: tryptophan 5-monooxygenase activity; iron ion binding. The record is from RefSeq and is a predicted model, not a curated record. Lineage: Eukaryota; Metazoa; Arthropoda; Insecta; Diptera; Culicidae.